AUGUCAUCGUUAUUUCAGAAAUUAUUUGUGUUCGGACUCCUAUGUAUUGCUUUGGCUGCGGCGCAAGAAACAAAAGAAACAGCGGAAAUCCUAGAUGAGAAAUCAUUUGUAAGGGCGGAUGGAUAUGAUUUUGAGUUCAGAACAAGUGACGGCGUGUCUCGCAAGGAGCAAGCGAACCUCAUCACCGUUGGUGACCAUCAAGGUAUAGGAGUGAGUGGAACGUACUCCUACACAGCUCCUGAUGGGCUGCAGUACGAAGUCAACUACACCGCCGACGACAAGGGCUUUAGACCCGAAAUACGAGUAGUACCACAGAUCCCUCAAUAAAAAUUUUGAAUUAAA
This is a messenger RNA of Colias croceus (clouded yellow), 342 nucleotides long. It is a transcript of the gene CPR25, whose product is annotated as endocuticle structural glycoprotein SgAbd-5-like. The record is from RefSeq and is a predicted model, not a curated record. Gene Ontology annotation, cellular component: chitin-based extracellular matrix. The transcript has 3 exons. The coding region runs from base 1 to 327 and encodes 108 amino acids. Lineage: Eukaryota; Metazoa; Arthropoda; Insecta; Lepidoptera; Pieridae. Gene Ontology annotation, molecular function: structural constituent of chitin-based larval cuticle.